Messenger RNA from Vigna umbellata (rice bean), 1336 nucleotides. The record is from RefSeq and is a predicted model, not a curated record. Lineage: Eukaryota; Viridiplantae; Streptophyta; Magnoliopsida; Fabales; Fabaceae.
AAUGAAACGUAUACGUAUUUUUCUCAAAUACACGUAUUUUAUUAAUGUUGAUGACUUCCGACGCUUAUAAAUACCUCAUUCUCUGCAUUGCUUAUUAGACAUCAAAUUAAAGAAAGCACAGUACACAAUGUCAACUUCUCUGCGUGAAAACUCUUCAAUCUGGUUUUUCCUUCCAAUCGCUACCUUAAUCAUCUUCUUUUUACGGACUGUCAUCAAAUGCAGUCAUAAUUUCAAUUCUGCAAUGGCCAGAAAAACCUUACCACCAUCUCCUCCAAAGCUUCCAAUAAUAGGAAAUCUCCACCAACUUGGCACUCUCACUCACCGCACUCUCCAUUCCUUUGCUCAAACCUAUGGCCCUUUAAUGUUACUUCACUUUGGAAAGGUGCCAGUUCUUGUUGUCUCAACGGCCGAGGCAGCUCGUGAGGUUAUGAAAACCCAUGACCUUGUUUUCUCCAAUAGACCACAUCGUAAGAUGUUUGAUAUCUUCUUGUACGAUUCCAAAGAUGUGGCAUCUGCUCCAUAUGGCAACUACUGGAGGCAGAUAAGGAGUAUUUGUGUCUUGCAUCUUCUCAGUGCAAAAAAGGUUCAAUCCUUCGGUGCAGUGAGAGAAGAGGAAAUCUCCAUAAUGAUGGAUAAGAUUAAGCAGUGUUGUUGUUCUGUGACGCCUGUGAAUUUAACUGAUUUAUUUUCUACCGUCACAAAUGACAUAGUGUGCAGAGCUGCUAUCGGAAGGAGAUACAGCAGAGGAGAAGGGAGUAAGUUUUGGGAGCCAAUGAAUGAGAUGAUGAAACUGUUGGGUGCUCCAGUUAUAGGGGAUUGUAUACCUUGGCUUGAUUGGGUAGGAAGAGUUAAUGGAAUGUAUGGUAGGGCAAAGAGAUUGGCUAAACAGCUUGAUGAAUUUUUUGAUGAAGUUGUUGAUGAGCAUGUAAGUAGAAGAGGGCAUGAUGUGCAUGGUGAUGAUGACGACGAACAUAAUGAUUUGGUGGACAUUUUGCUGAGGAUCCAAAAGACAAACGCCUUGGAUUUCCAGAUUGAUAAAACAGUCAUAAAGGCUAUAAUCCUGGUACGUAAGAUUCAUACAAUGUGAUAUCUAUCUCAUAAAAUCUUUACUUUUCUUAAACAUCAUUUAGUUCAAUCCUUAAUAUCAAAGAUGAUCUGAGAAAAGACUAGAACUAAGAGAGAUUUCACAAAUCAAAUAAGGACUAAAGCAAAGGAUUGGUGAAAGUCUUAAGAUAAGCUGUGGGAUUACCUAUCUUAAAAAUCAAUCUAGAGGUUUAUUCAUUAAUUUUGUAUUUCCAACAUUCAUAAAAUAUUAGAAAUAACCUCUUUAAUUGAU